Messenger RNA from Phytophthora nicotianae INRA-310, 1438 nucleotides. RefSeq lists its product as hypothetical. The record is from RefSeq and is a predicted model, not a curated record. The coding region runs from base 1 to 1383 and encodes 460 amino acids. Lineage: Eukaryota; Oomycota; Peronosporomycetes; Peronosporales; Peronosporaceae. The transcript has a single exon.
AUGGCAGAACCUGUACGACGAGCGACAGCGCCAGUGCCUCCAACUCAGGAGGAUGACGCAGCCAUUCAGUCUUUUCCGAGACGCGCGACGGCCCCGGAGGACUCAGACUCGCGUCGCAAUCGGCAUCGGUACACUCUCUUGGAAGCGAAAUCGACAUCCAUGCCCUCGCUAGCUCGAGAUACCCCGUCCGUGUCGUCGUCCAAUGCUGCAUUGGAACCGGGCAACGUCGAAGGAUUCCGUCACUUAGCACACAGUAUCGUGUCGCGUACUUUGGCGGUCGAAUGUGAGUUCGAUCGCAUGGGACGUCCCGAACAGGACGAGCACGCGUGGAAGAUGCUCAAGAAGCAGAACCGCCUACGGGUCUACAAACGUAAGGCGCAGCAAACGGCUCAAUUGGACCAGAGUCGCGUUGGUGGUUCGUCCAAGAAACCGCCCAUGGUGAUUUGUGUAGGCUCCGUUGAGGGCACAGUGGAGGAUAUCCUGUACGGAAUGCACGCCAAGACCCGCAGCGAGAUGGGGGCGACCAUGACGUUCAUGGGGAGGAGUCCACUCGACUGCGACGUGCUCGCCGUACUGGACGGCGGGUCCAGGCACGACCCGUUCCGUCAACUGUCCAUCAAGUACCUCCUAGCUGAGACGUUCGGAGACGCACGAGUCGUGAACAACCGCGACGUUUGUACGCUAGAGUCCAUGGGUUUCGGACAUGAUUCGAGAGGUAAACGCUACGGCUACUAUCUUCUUCGAAGCGUGGAUCUGCCGGAAUGCUCGCCGUUACCUGAAGACAGUGGCGUGGUUCGAGCUAGUGUCACUAUGUGCUGCAUCUACCGCCAAGCUCAAGGUUCCGUCAAGGUCUAUAGCAAGGCGAUGAUUGAUCUGGGCGGUUCCUUGCCUGGGUUUAUGGCGUACGACGCAGCCACAGAGCUGUUACUCUCCAAUGCCGAGGCGAUAACCAGUGCCACCGCCAAACGCCUGACCGUGUUAGCGUUACAGAAUUACCACACCAGAAAGGCUCAAGAACCGGAGGAUUUAACCUCGUCCUCCGAAUCGGAGCUGCUUUUGAGCGGCUCUCGAUAUGCCAAGUCAUUUAACUUUCGCAGUACCAAGUCCGUCUCCACGGUGGAACCUUCUCACACGGUCGAGGAGCGGAAGAUGCCGAUCAAACCUUGCAGCGUAUGCGGCAAGAAGCCCAAGAUGGCCAAGCUCGUUCGCUCCACACAUCGCAAUUGCGGUGUAUGCAACCAAUGCGUCUGCACCAAGUGCAGCAUCAAGCAGAAACUGUACGCACGUGCGGAACCUGUCACCGUCCCAUGCUGUAAAAUGUGUAUCCUCGCAGCCAAGCAGCUGAAAGUGGACCCACGCGACGUGUUCCCAAUGCUACCAUGAACUCGUAACAGUGUUCAUACUGUCAAUGUUAUCAAUAUAAGUCACGUGAUGCCUG